Melospiza georgiana is the source of this 1057-nucleotide messenger RNA. RefSeq names its product histone H3.3A. The transcript has 4 exons. The record is from RefSeq and is a predicted model, not a curated record. NCBI's taxonomy places the organism in Eukaryota, Metazoa, Chordata, Aves, Passeriformes, Passerellidae. The coding region runs from base 117 to 527 and encodes 136 amino acids. Gene Ontology annotation, molecular function: structural constituent of chromatin; protein heterodimerization activity; DNA binding. Gene Ontology annotation, cellular component: nucleosome.
CCGGCUCCUCCUGCGCCCGCCCGCCUGCCCGCCCUCCAUCCCUCCCUCCCUCCCUCCCGCACGGCAGCCGCGCUCGCCCAGCGGACGGGGUGUAAGGCAGCGACGUCGGCAGGAGCAUGGCCCGUACCAAGCAGACCGCCCGCAAGUCCACCGGUGGCAAGGCGCCCCGCAAGCAGCUCGCCACCAAAGCCGCCCGCAAGAGCGCGCCCUCCACUGGCGGGGUGAAGAAGCCGCACCGCUACAGGCCGGGUACCGUGGCUCUGCGUGAAAUCAGGCGCUAUCAAAAGUCCACCGAACUUUUGAUCCGCAAACUCCCCUUCCAGCGUCUGGUGCGUGAAAUUGCUCAGGACUUCAAGACAGAUCUGCGCUUCCAGAGCGCUGCCAUCGGUGCUUUGCAGGAGGCAAGUGAAGCCUACUUGGUUGGGCUGUUUGAAGACACCAACCUGUGUGCUAUCCAUGCCAAACGUGUCACAAUCAUGCCAAAAGAUAUCCAGCUAGCACGCCGCAUACGUGGGGAGCGUGCCUAAAGCCUCGCCACCAUGGGUCUGUCAUCCUCCAAGCAAAAUCUUCUUCCUGUUAUUGGUAGUAAUGAACGUUAGAUAUUUUUUCCAUGGGGUUAAAAGGUACCUUAAGUAUAUGGUUGCAAGUGGAAAAAUAGGGGACAGAAUUGGGUAUUGGCAAGUUUUCUUUCCAUUUUCAUUUGUGUGUGGAUUUUUAAUAUAAACAAGGGGGACGUAAAAAUAAACAAUGCGGUCAAAAAAAAAAAAUAAAAAAUGUGAAUCGUUGAAACUUGUUCACCAAAACAACUUUAUAAAAAAAAAUUAUAAAUAAACAUGUCAAAUUUUUCUGGACAAUGCCAGCAUUUGGAUUUUUUUAAACAAGUAAAUUUCUUAUCAAUGGCAACUAAAUGGUGUUUGUAGCAUUUUUAUCAUACAGUAGAUUCCAUCCAUUCACUAUACUUUUCUAACUGAGUUGUCCUACAUGCAAGUACAUGUUUUUAAUGUUGUCUGUCUUCUGUGCUGUUCCUGUAAGUUUGCUAUUAAAAUACAUUAAAUGA